GGUGUUGUGGAAGGGGAGACGAGGUGCGUGAUGGAAGGGGUGAGGUGCCCGGAGCACGGGACUCUGUGCUUUCUGAAGACCGGCGUCCGCGACGGCCCUAAUAAAGGAAAGAGCUUCUACGUGUGCCGGACGGACUCGUGCGGUUUCGUGCAGCCGACAGACGUCCAGGUCUCCCACUGCCUAUUGCAUGAGGACUUCGUGGUGGAGCUGCAGGGUUUGUUGUCAUCAAAAGACAAGAAAGAGUACAGGUUGUUCUUCCGAUGCACCAGGAGUAAAGCUGAGGGGAAGCACUGGUGUGGAAGUGUUCCAUGGCAGGAUCCUAACUACAAAGAACAUUCUGUGAGCAGUAAGCCUCAGCAUGCCCCGGAGCCAUGCCGUCAUCCUCUCCAACAGCCAAGGAACCCAUUCAAGGUGCUGGACAAGAAUCAAGAGCCGGCGCUCUGGAAACAGUUCCUCGAAGGGGACGCUGAGGACAAGGCGGCGGAGAAGCCCAAGGAGAGGAGUGAGGAACUCUUAGGGCACAAGAAGGAGCAGAAGCCUGGGUCUAACUGCCAGGCGGGGACAGCUCUGUCUUCUGGCGUGCUGCUGAAGAAACCGCAGCCUGCAGCUGCGGGGCAGAAGCAAGCCGAGAGAAAGGAGUUGCCGCGUGUAGCCAAGGAGACUGAAAGCACACACCAAAGAAACUUGCCCGAAAUGAAACCCAAACAGCAUCAGAGGAGUGAGUUAAGCAGACCAUCUGCCUCUCAGGAAAGACCAAACUGUGAGAGUCAAGGUAGCCAGAAAGGGUCAGGAGCUCCGGGAGUGAAGGAGACCGAGCCUUUACCUCGGAACGUACCCCGACCGGACACAGCAGGGCAGCCCUGGAGAGGGGGCUCCCUCGGCAAGGAGCAGCCCGCAACGCCGGCGACGGCAGGGGCGAAGGGUGUGGGAAACACUGCAGUGCAGUCUCACCAGAAAGGGCUCUCCUUGGCACCUUCGCAGCCACCGUCCAAGUGUCCAGGGGCCACUUCCAAAGGGCGGGCAGCCCCGGGGCCGUCCCCAGGAGAGGGGCGUGCAGCUGCCACAAGCAGCGAGGAUAGUGAGGGUGAUGAUGAUCCUGUGAGCAGCUCUCAUCCAGGCCGCCCUCUGCUCCUCGGUUCGACCCUGAACUCUGAGAAGGAGCAGAGCCUUCCACUGCCUGCUCCAGGGGUGCACAGCAAGCCCCCUCCUGCCUCAGUCGUCCCCAAGAAGGUGGAACCCUCCGACCCUGCAGCCCAGCGCAGGCGCCUGACGACGCAACUGAAACAAAAGAAGAGCACACUGGCCUCGGUGAAUAUCCAGGUCCUUCCAGACAAGGGUCAGAAGCUGCUCAAGCAAAUCCAGGAGCUGGAGGAAGCACUCAGUGCUCUUGCCCUCUCUCCAGAACCAGAAACUGAGCAGAAGAGCAACACUCAAGUGCCACAAAAGAGCAACUUCACCAAAAGUACCACUGACCCUCCCCAUUUGGUGCCUCCUCAACCACUUCCGUGUCGUGAUCUCCAGCCCGUGGGUUCUCUAGGGCUAACCACUGCAGGCCAGGUGACUGCUGCUGGCCCUGGGCAGUCCUGCGGAGGCUAUAAGAAGCAAGAUUACCUUCACACAGUGUGGAAAAUCACCAGUGAAGCCAUUAAUGAGCUGCAUCGAUCCCUUGAGUCCCGACCUGGUGAGGAAGCUGAGGCAGAAGAUCCAGCUGGGCUGAAGGUCCCUUUGCUGCUGCACCAGAAGCAGGCACUGGCCUGGUUACUUUGGCGGGAAAGUCAGAAGCCACAAGGAGGAAUUCUGGCGGAUGAUAUGGGCCUGGGAAAAACCCUGACAAUGAUUGCACUCAUCCUGACCCAAAACAAUCAAGAGGCCAACAAAGAAAAGGACAAAAGCUUGGCUUUGACAUGGCUUUCCAAAGAUGACUCGGCUGACUUUAUCUCCCAUGGAACGCUGAUCAUCUGCCCUGCUUCUCUGAUCCAUCACUGGAAGAAUGAGGUGGAGAAACGUGUGAACAGCAGCAAACUCAGAGUCUGUCUCUACCACGGGCCGCUCCGGACCCAACACGCCAAAGUGCUGUCAACAUACGACAUCGUGAUCACUACCUAUAGCCUUGUGGCCAAGGAGAUCCCUACAAAGAAGCACGAGGGAGAAGUUCCAGGUGCAGAGCUGAGUAUAGAGGGCACCUCAACACCUUUGCUUCGAAUAGUCUGGGCUCGGAUCAUAUUAGAUGAGGCUCACAAUGUGAAGAAUCCCCGAGUGCAAACAUCUAUAGCUGUGUGUAAGCUACGAGCCCGUGCCCGUUGGGCCGUUACUGGAACCCCUAUUCAAAACAACUUGUUGGAUAUGUAUUCCCUGCUGAAAUUUCUUCGUUGUUCUCCAUUUGAUGAUUUCAGUCUGUGGAGAAGUCAGGUUGACAAUGGUUCAAAGAAAGGAGGAGAGCGGUUAAGUAUUUUAACCCAGAGCCUUUUGCUAAGGAGAACAAAAGACCAACUGGAUUCCACAGGCAAACCUCUGGUGAUGCUGCCGCAGCGUAAAUUUCAGUUGCACCAGUUAGAGCUUUCUGAAGAUGAAGAGACUGUAUACAGUGUCCUAUAUGCAAGGUCAAGGUCAGCUCUACAGUCCUACUGCAGAAGGCAAGAGAGUGGAAGCAACCAAUCAGGAGGAAGUCCUGCUAAUCCCUUCAGCAGAGUGGCCCAGGAGUUCGGGUCCAGUGGGCCAGGGUCCUCCGUGGCUGCAGACUCACCAAGGUCCAGCACCGCGCACAUAUUGUCCCAGUUGCUGAGACUCCGCCAGUGUUGCUGUCAUCUUUCUUUACUGAAGUCGGCCCUGGAUCCCACAGAACUAGAGAGCGAAGGCCUCGUCCUCUCCCUGGAAGAGCAGCUCAACGCUCUGACCUUGUCCGAACUCCAUGGCCCAGACCGAUCACCUACUGUUUCCCUUAAUGGCACCUGCUUCAAAGUGGAGCUUUUUGAAGACAAACGAGAGAGUACCAAGAUAACAUCUCUGUUGGCAGAACUGGAGGCAAUCCGAAGCAAUUCAAAGUCCCAAAAGAGUGUUAUUGUCUCUCAGUGGACCAGCAUGCUCAGAGUUGUAGCAUUUCACCUCAAGAGGCAUGGACUGACUUAUGCCACCAUCGAUGGUUCCAUCAACCCCAAACAGAGAAUGGAUUUGGUGGAAGCAUUUAACCGCUCCAGCAGCCCUCAGGUUAUGCUAAUCUCCCUCUUGGCUGGAGGUGUUGGUCUAAAUCUGACUGGAGCAAACCAUCUUUUUCUUCUGGACAUGCACUGGAACCCGUCACUUGAAGAUCAAGCAUGUGACCGAAUUUACCGAGUCGGGCAGCAGAAAGAUGUUGUCAUCCACAGAUUUGUGUGUAAGGGGACAGUGGAAGAGAAGAUUUUGCAGCUCCAAGAGAAGAAGAAAGAUUUGGCCAAGCAGGUUCUAUUAGGUUCUGGAGAAUCUGUCACCAAGCUCACCCUGGCUGACCUCAAAGUCCUUUUUGGCAUAUAACCAUGCUUCCUGAGCAUGUAACACUGCCGUCGCUGGCUUGCAUUAGGACCUGGGAAUGACCACUUAACCAUGGUCCUUGGGUUUUGCUCUUGGCAUUCUGUUUCACCUUCAAGCCUUACCCCCUCCUCAACAUGAAGCAUAAUCUAGAGCUGAGAGUACAUGUUGGCUAGCCAAUCAACAUAUUUAAUGUGUGGCACAACAACCAGUUUCUUAUUAACAUAAAGGGAGAUAUUUUGGAGAACAACUCUGGCAGAACUGUAAAUAAGCCCCAUGAACACCGCAGGUUGGCUUUUUCUUCUCACCUUUUGGGAGAGCUGGUGUUGUUACCAUCUCACCCCAUCUCUUGUCUCAGCUUGCCCAGCACACUGCCCCCAUCGUCAUCUUUUGGUGACGGGCAGAGUAGAUCACUAUGGCCAGCCAGCCAUUUCAAUGCAGCUGUCUCAAUCCAGGAAGUUAGUUGCUCCUCCUGGGCUGAAGAUCAAGGGAAUUCUUUGUAUGAAGGCACUUCAAAAAUUUGUGGAAAAUGGAACUAGAAUAUGUUUAUUUUGGUGCAAAGAUGUUUGAAAUCUGUGCAUAUUUUUUCAUAAUGGACAUUUCCUCUGAGUUUUCUGAAGUCCCUUCAUGUACAAACUGCGUUGAAUAUCAUUGUAUCAUCUACUGUCAGGGUUAUCAUUUAGUAGUGUAUCAUCUUGAUAUUAGUGUGUGUCACUAGUAGUAUUGGUUACCAUCAUGUCACUUAACAUCAUUGCACUAUUUAGUAUUUUUAUCAUGUAACAUGUGGCAUAAUUUAAUAUUUUUAUAAUCUAACAGUAUUUUUGUUACAAGUUUACAGUGUUUUUAGAAUUCAGUAUCAUUUCCUUUUGUGUCAUUUGGUGGUGACAUCAUUGUGUCUUUAGUAUUUGUAUUAUCAUUGACAUGAUUUAAUAAACAUCUCUGACCAUGUAAA
This is a messenger RNA of Ochotona curzoniae (black-lipped pika), 4453 nucleotides long. RefSeq names its product transcription termination factor 2 (gene TTF2). NCBI's taxonomy places the organism in Eukaryota, Metazoa, Chordata, Mammalia, Lagomorpha, Ochotonidae. The transcript has 23 exons. Bases 31 to 3507 code for a protein of 1158 amino acids. Gene Ontology annotation, molecular function: zinc ion binding; ATP-dependent chromatin remodeler activity; ATP binding. The record is from RefSeq and is a predicted model, not a curated record.